Sardina pilchardus (European sardine) is the source of this 3193-nucleotide messenger RNA. RefSeq names its product RNA binding motif protein 44 (gene rbm44). The record is from RefSeq and is a predicted model, not a curated record. Lineage: Eukaryota; Metazoa; Chordata; Actinopteri; Clupeiformes; Clupeidae. Gene Ontology annotation, molecular function: RNA binding. The transcript is spliced from 16 exons. The coding region runs from base 272 to 3193 and encodes 973 amino acids.
CGCUGCAUACACACAUGUUUCUCUCGUGCAUGUAAACUUGCGCUGGAGCCUGGAGGAUGCCGCUGCCAAAACUAAAACGUCGUUGUCAAUGUAGACCGUGCACGUGCACGGACACGGCUAAGGCUAAUUCACAGACCAACUAUCAAACUCAAUUAAGGUAUGAUCCGAUUCUUCUGAUAACGUUACAAGUAAUUCUAAUGAACAAAAAAAGCGAAAUCCUUCCUUUGUCCAUUUAAACCUUUGGUCUUAACUUAGCAGCGCAAUACCGUCAAUGUUACCCAACAUGUGGUGGCCCCCUGCGAUGCCACAGCCAUCAUAUUCUUAUACAGGCAUAAUCUGGCAGACGGGUCCAUUUUACAGCAGCAACCAAGGUGACAGUGGUCUCAGCAAGUAUCCCUACUGGUCCAUAAAUGAUGCUAAGAAGUUCAUGCUCUUCAGGUCCUUGUUUGAUUUGGUGAACUCUUCGUAUUGUCUGAAGCUAGAAGACCAGAGGCUGCGGACAUGGUACACCAGUCUGUCAGAUGAGGAUAGGAAAAUAAUCCAUGACGAAGGAGGUUUUCAUCAGUUUAUUCAGAAACACCCUGCCCUUGACAUAGCACAGCACAUCGGACUAGUCCAUGUAAAACCACAAAUAAGAAGAGCUGCUAUCACAAUGGCUUCAGAAUUAAACCAAUCCAGAAUGCCAACAUUUUAUGGGAUGUCUCAGUGUAAAAAGUGUAAGACAAGUUGUCCUUCAGGGGCUGAAGUGUGCAGAACUUGUUUUGUCCCUCAACCAGUGGUCGAGGAGAGGACAUACGUAACAGGACAAAAGCAAGAACCUGUUGCAAUGCAAAGCAACCAAAGAGAGGAGCUUAAUAUGCCAAACAGAAACAGCCUUGGGAUCUGGAAUGUUAACAGCCAUAGUGCCCCUGGUGACCACCAGGUGGCUCAAGAUAGCUUCCAGUCAGCUUUCGACGACAGCCGCACUUCACUGACCUCUCCUGGCCCAAAAGGAGGCGCGUGUCCCCAGGCUCCACGCUUCUCCAAGGAGUGGCGAGAGGGUCGGAGCAGCGCUCAGAACGUAACCGCGAGCGCGUUCAAAGACAACUCAGCGCAGGCCAGCUUCUCCCUGGAUAUGGAGCUGGAGCGUCAGAGCAAGAUGGCCCAGAGUUGUGCCCCUCCGGCCAACCCUGUCCGCCAAGAUCCGUUCGGGAGGGUUGCGGAAAACAGGACCUACCUGGAUCUGGCGCAAGAGACGCCCCCUGAGUACUACAGCUUCAACAGCACCAUGUUUGACCAGACGUCAGCUAACUUGAUGGAAAACACCGGCUGGCCUGCCGAGCAGAAUGAUGUUGACUCGCUCAUGGCCACAAGGGGCAGCACUGAGUGCACAGCGAACAGCCUGACGACAUCAAGUGCUGGGUUGUGCCUGUCUGAAGUCUCUGCUGAUGAAAGCCUGCGGAGUAAUAAACCCCGAGACGAGUUCCAUAGCAUCAUGGAGGAGUCUGUCGAUACGGAACGCUGGCUCAACUGCUCGGUUACUCCAGAGAAACCCCAUGUGUCUCCGUCUCAGAAACCACAUGUGGAUCUGCCCGUGAAGCUGGCCGCAGAAAAGAGCCAGCAAACCCCAUAUAAAGACGAGCAGUCAGUGGCCGAGUCCUUCAUGUCGAUCAGUCCAGAUAAGUCUGGAGUCCUACUGCCAGUAUCAGCGGCUCCUGCCACUGUGAACCAGAUGGUAGAUGCCAGUGGGGACUUUCGAGCCCGUUUCACGUCUACGCAGGAGUCUUUAGCCGCCCCAAGCACCACGGACGCCUCCACUGAGAUGGACUCUCCCUUGUGCUUUGAUCAAGACACCCAGACCUCACAGGUCUCCACUGCCGACAAGAGUGUCAUCACGGAGGUCCACAUAGCAGAUCUCGAUUACCUUACUAAGGAGUUUUUGAGACUGAAGUCAGUGGAAGAGGAACUGGAGCAGCUGAAGGCCAGCCAGCAGACGUGCAACAACACAAAAGGUGGGUGUGAGUGUGGUCAGAGGUUACAGCAGGCAGAUCUGAAGCUGUUGGCUCUGCAGUACUUCAUGUGCCAGGACCACUGCUGGAGGAGAUACUACACCUCACCACAGGGGGAGAGCCAGCUGCAAUGCGCUGGUGUGGUCCCUGAGAGCUUAGCGGAGACUCUGCGGGCCCUGGAGCAGGAGUACACCCAGCUGAGGAGGCAGGUGCUGGCAGGGGCGGCUCUGGAGGAGUUGACCCCGCUCUCCGUAGACACCCACAGACUCCACACCGACGCACGCUACACCCCAGCGCAGAUUGCAAUCUGCAAGGCUGCAGAGGCCCACCCAAAGCCAGACGCUGUUAAAAGUUCCAAAGUGGGAUCUCUGAAGACUCAGAGGAAAGCAGGUUCCUCCAGACCUGGUGGUGGUGAGGUUAGUGAAGCCUGGUACGAUGCAGAGGAAGAUUUUGGGGCUGCUGGCCAAGGCCUGAAAGAGGAGCGACUCAGAAAAGCGAUUGAGAUUGAGAGAAACCAAAAAGUGGGAGAUGGUGACGGCAAGAAGAUCAGCUCCAGCUGUGAUGUCUUCAUCACAGACCUCCAUCAAGAUGUGACUAAGGAGGAUCUGAUGUCUCUAUUUGAGAAAUACCAGCCCAGAGAAGUUUGCUUCACAAUGUCAAACAUGUCCAGGAGUGCCAACGUGACGGUGAGCUCACCUGACAACGCUGCAGCGGCGGCGCUAGAGCUCAGCGGCGCCUCCAUCCACGGACGGCCCGUCCAGGUGAGGCGCGUCAGCAGACCACCUGCAGCAGGCCCUGAGGGGGACCAGGCCUUCAAGAAGCCCCACGCUCCCUCUGCCCCCACACCUGCACUCUCAGGAGACGUGGCCAAGCCCGGGGGAGUGAAGAAGAGCGCUCCAUACGACAUGUCCCCCAAACCAAGCCGCCGCCACAUAGAAAAACUGGUGAACAUCAGCGACGUGCCCACAGCCACGGGCACCUACGUGCCCCAGCAGCCGCCCGCCAACUCCGCCGCCAUGGGCAGCUUCGACACGCUGAUGGGCCGGCUGUCGGAGCGCCACCCGCUGGUGGGCCGGCAGAACAUCGUGGAGGCGCUGCUGGAGCUCCGGGCCCAACACCGCGGCUCCCUCAGUGGCCUGCCGCUGCGCACCAUCGUGGAGAUGACCUCUGACCUCCUGACUGUCAAGGCCUCAGUAUCACUGUGA